Fusarium tjaetaba is the source of this 1125-nucleotide messenger RNA. RefSeq lists its product as uncharacterized. NCBI's taxonomy places the organism in Eukaryota, Fungi, Ascomycota, Sordariomycetes, Hypocreales, Nectriaceae. The transcript is spliced from 6 exons. Bases 1 to 1125 code for a protein of 374 amino acids. The record is from RefSeq and is a predicted model, not a curated record.
AUGGGCAACGGCAAAGGCGGGAGCUCUUGGGCCAAUGCUUGCAAGUUCGGAGCUGCGUGCAAGCUCAGCAAGCGGUCUAAGGACAAGUUCUGCUCCAUCCACUCUACAUGUGGUUGGCCUACAUGCGGUACAAAGGUCUUGGAUAUAGAAGGAGGCAAUUUCCUAUACUCUUAUAUCGGUCACAAGCAAUGGUUUUGCCGCGAUCACUCCUGUAAGGCAAAGGUCAAAGACAAGCAGUGCUACGAGCUGCGCGAUAAGAACUCACAAUACUGUGAAGAGCACUCCAAAGAGUUCCAGUGCAAGAUGCCGAAGUGCGACUCCGACCGGGAUGGUUCUGAACGGUAUUGCAAGAAACACCAUUGUGGAGUGGACGACUGCCACCGUCGAGUACUCAGCUUAGCGGAUGAUGAAAUGGCAGGUCGAGAUAAGAAAAAGUGCUAUAAGCAUCAACGCUGUGAAGCCUCGAGAGACUGCAAGAACUACUCGCUUUGGGAUCCCGACAAAACUCCAACAAGGCUCUGUGCGAACCAUUCAAAAUGCGAGUUCUUCCAGGCCUGCAACGGCUUUGCCCAAGGAGAUUCGAGAUUCUGUACCGAUCACGAGUGCGACCAACAGGGCUGCCUGCAGCCUCGGGAUGUUCAUAAUGGCCUGAUUAUGAGAUGGUGCCAUAUGCACUUGUGCUCCGCGCCUGGAUGCCCCGACUUUGCUAACGGACAUGAGCAGACUGUUCAGAAAUUGUCCAGUACAACAAUCCCAACUCUCAUUUCUGCCAAACUCACGCCUGCUCCGAGCCUGCAUGUACCAAUGAGUCAACAAUCCCCGGUGGAUAUUGCUUUGCCCAUUCAUGCACCACCCCAGGCUGCCGUGCGCCCCGAGAACGGGGUUCUCCAUUCUUCCCCACCCUUUGCACACUCCAUGGGGACGAGAGAGCGGAACAACAAGAGAGGUACUAUCAUUAUACAGUUUCUCCUUCUCGGGCAACAUCUCGCUCGAGUAGCAGGACUAGUAGCCAUGACUCCCGGCGCAUGCCGAGGUCACUUCGCCAACAGCAAUACCAUUACCCAACCUAUCAGGAUCCGUUUCAGGCCUCAGAAGCUAAUCGUCGAUAUGCGUAUCAUAACAUAG